Molecule: messenger RNA, 1452 nt
Organism: Clonostachys byssicola
Lineage: Eukaryota; Fungi; Ascomycota; Sordariomycetes; Hypocreales; Bionectriaceae
Source: the annotation of a GenBank genome assembly
AUGACAGGAUUGCUGGAUCUCCCAAACGAGGUGCUCUCUCGGAUCGCCACACGCCUGAGCGACGCGGAUCACGGAUCGUUAUUCAAUCUGGUUCUUGUAAACAUGCGCCUGAAUUUCAUCGCCAGGCCCUUUCUGGUCCGGCGCUGGCCUCCAAGAGGGGGGGUUUUCCACGGGCACCGCCCAGCAUAUGAUCGCUUCGCAUUGCAUCUAUUGCGCAACCCGACUCUCCGGCGAUACAUCAGAGUCCUGAACGUGGACGACCCUUCUACACGCCAAGAUAGAGAUGAUGAUGUGAGAAUGGCCGUCAGUCGGGAUGAGCUGGAACAGAUUGCGGAUGCGGGCCUCCAGAACUGGCCCGCGCUUGAAAGACUCUCGGAAUGGAGGGAGCAAAUUCUGGAGGGUGUAGACGAUGCUUUCGUCGUGUUGUUCCUCCUAUGGGCGAGCGAUUUGGUGGAGUUCAACUUGAUCGUGCCUCUUAUCGCAGACAUGAGGCAAGAUGGCGAAGAACAGUUGACCUUGAGUUUCAUGAGCCAACUUGCCCGAAGGUUCCGCGACGUCCCCGAGGACGUUUAUCCGGAUUACCUCCCCCUCGUCAGAUUGCAGUCCGUCCAAUACAAACAUUGGAACACGGAAUUUGGUGUGCAGGGCCAGUUUGCGGCGCCAUUCUUCUAUCUACGAAGCAUGCGAUCCUUUUUCGGGUACAGGAUUGAGAUGCCUCGUCCACAUAUCGAAGAAAAUGAUGAAGGUGGCAAUGGAGAUGACAACAAUCCCCAAAGUACAUAUCUCACCGUGUUUCCCGUUGGGACUUCGCCUGUCGAGGAAAUUAUUCUCGAUUAUUCUGACAUGUGUUUGGAGGCGGUGGAAACUUUCAUUCGGGCGCCUCGCAGGCUGAGGACCUUUGCCCUGGAUUUCGGGAACGUUUUGGAUACUCGAGAAGUUGAUUCCAGUCGACUGGCCGAGCUUCUUGUUGCCCGGGCGGAUUCUCUUCAGAAUCUUGCGCUUGACUGGGGCAAUUCACCGGUCUUGGAAAUCACGGCUCGGGGUCCGCUAAAGAUCGAGCAAUGCUUCCAGAAACUCCACCGCCUCGAGUAUCUCGAACUUCCACUGUACAUGCUGUGCGAAGACGGCGAGAUCGAUGGGCAGACUUUCAUCUCACUUAACUCGCAGCUACUCCCGAAAUCACUGAGAUGCUUGUGCUUAGUGGGAGGCGCGUAUUGGAAAUUCGAUAGCGAGGUAGGAAGAAACAAGAUGGUGGAUAGUGUUGAGGCGUUCAUACUCAAGUGUGGUCCGGGGGGUGAAUUCCCGAAUAUGGAGGCAUUGGAGCUCAUAUUUCUCACUGAUCCCUCCCGUGAGGACAACUACAGGCAGCGCUUAACGGAGAUAGGUCACAGAAAGAAUGUGAGAGUGGUAUUCAACCGAUAUAAAUGGCGGACAUGGCCUAAAUAUCACUGA